Ostrea edulis (European flat oyster) is the source of this 1995-nucleotide messenger RNA. RefSeq lists its product as uncharacterized. Lineage: Eukaryota; Metazoa; Mollusca; Bivalvia; Ostreida; Ostreidae. The transcript is spliced from 3 exons. Bases 104 to 1714 code for a protein of 536 amino acids. The record is from RefSeq and is a predicted model, not a curated record.
UCGCGCAUCACUGAUAAGACCUAAUUAUAGAUAGGAUAAAGAUAACGCGCAGCCUCGUUAUCAAAUGUAGUACAAACAUUGGACAGCGUGUACUACAUUCCUAAUGGCCACGCCGAUAUCAAAAGAAAAAAAGCUAACACACGGUGCAACAAGACACUGCUGUUAUGGAAUAUGCAACAGUGACAGUAGAUAUGCUGAUCGAGAAUAUAUGACUGGGGUUUUUUGGAUACCAUUUCCAAAACCCAAGAGGAAUCUGGAAAAAUGUCAGCGAUGGGCGCGUGUGUGUGGCAGGGAAUAUUUUACCGUUGAAAAGGUUACAAGAUGGACAUACAUAUGUAGUAAACAUUUUGUGGGUGGAAAUGGACCGACAGCAGAACAUCCUGAUCCCAUUCCAGCAACUCUAACGCCAAAUCAGGCGGAAAAAUUCUCUAGGAAAAGGAAACCACCCACUCCACGGAGCAAUCCUGUUUCUAAAAGAAUGUUAAAGGACGUGUCAGAAGCAUUACUAUCCUUACAAGAUGAGGCAAUACCUUCAACUUCUACUAGCACUUGUGAUAUGCAUCGUGGCCAUAUUAAGGAGAACAGAACAAAUAUAGUCAACCAUGAUCAGUCUGACACUAUAUGUACUGGGACCGGGUCUGAUAUGAAUCAGAAUGAACAUGUCAAACAGGAGCAGACCCAAAAGAACGCAAUUCAUUGUGCAACACAAAUACAAGAUUGUGGGACACAAACUACUUUUCAUUGCAGUGAUAUUCUUGCCAAUAAAAUUGAGAGAAGGCUGAGGAAAAAUGAAGGGCAUUCAAAGCAAAAGAGUCCGCAAAAACAGAACACCAAAAACAAGUUUGAUUACGAGCAAUUGGCAACAAAAGGAAAACUUUUUAAAUUUUACACAGGUUUAAAUGUUGAACAAUUUAACCACUUUUUUAAGGUCUUGGAAAAUGCCGGAGGUGUAUAUGAACUGAAAUAUUGGAAAGGAAAUAAAACAAAAUCACCAAAGAAAAGGCGAAACGACUCAAAACAACGACAAACCAAACUAUCGACAAGAAAUCAGUUAUUAUUGGUCCUUAUGAAGUUAAGGCAUAGGUUUCCAAAUAAAGAUCUUGCAUACAGAUAUGGAGUAAGCAUCAGUACUGUCUCUUCAACAAUUAACACUUGGAUUCAAUAUUUAUAUAAAGUUACUGGUGGUAUUCGUAAAAAAAUGUUUCCAUCUAGGGCUUUAAUUCAAAAACAUUUGCCUGCUUGCUUUAGGUCCUUCAAAAAUGUCCGUGUGAUAAUUGAUUGCUUUGAGAUAUUUACUCAGUCAUCACGGGAUUUUGCUGAGCAAGGUAAUAUGUAUUCCUCGUAUAAAAAUAAUCCAACAUUGAAAUGUUUGGUUGGUGUUGCACCUACAGGAGCAGUUACAUUUUUAUCAGAUGUAUAUGAGGGAAGUAUAUCAGACAAGGAGAUAACUGUAAAGUCUGGUUUGGCUGACUUGCUUAAUCCUGGAGACUUGGUGAUAGCGGAUCGAGGGUUUUUGAUUCGGGAUAUACUGAACCCAAGAAAAGUAGACCUUAACAUUCCACCAUUUCUUUCAGGAAGAGAUCGACUAACCCCUCAAGAAGAAAUAUUGACAAAACGCAUUGCACGAGUACGCAUUCAUGUGGAACGAGCAAUUGAGCGCAUGAAAAAAUUUAAAAUAAUAGGAACAACAAACCUCUUAGUCUCAAACCAGUAGCCACAGAAAUAGUGCAUAUAAUUGGAUUUCUAGUCAAUUACCAAAGUCCACUUGUAAAAUGAGCAUUGAACAUUAAACUUGAUAAAAUAAUUCUAAAUUUAUAAAUGAAUUCCAGCCUGACCUUGCAUUCAUUAGAGAAGUAUCUUUUUGUUGCAUGAUUUUUUUCUUCAGUACAUUUAUUGUGGUUCAGAUGAUUGGGCUAAUAUCUGCUUGAUUAUUAUAGUUCGUCUUUUACUGCCUUUGUUUUCUUUUGACCACUUGUUUGGGGGGGGGGGGGGGGG